Messenger RNA from Haplochromis burtoni (Burton's mouthbrooder), 3544 nucleotides. RefSeq names its product TAF5-like RNA polymerase II, p300/CBP-associated factor (PCAF)-associated factor (gene taf5l). Gene Ontology annotation, biological process: regulation of DNA-templated transcription. NCBI's taxonomy places the organism in Eukaryota, Metazoa, Chordata, Actinopteri, Cichliformes, Cichlidae. Gene Ontology annotation, molecular function: protein binding; transcription coactivator activity. The record is from RefSeq and is a predicted model, not a curated record. The coding region runs from base 346 to 2148 and encodes 600 amino acids. The transcript has 5 exons. Gene Ontology annotation, cellular component: histone acetyltransferase complex; nuclear protein-containing complex.
UCAACUACAAAAAUUAUAUCAACCUAAUAACUGUGUUCUAAGAUUUUUUUUUUCUUCUCAGGAAAUCUGUUAUCUAUAGAUUUAGCCUUGAGCUUGAAACUAACGGGAGCCAGGCGAAAGCAGUAGAUUAACGACACCUAGAAUUGCUGAUUAAAGAUGAGAGCGGCCAGCUAGCUUAGCUGCUUUAGCUAGCAUGAUUUGAUGGAGUCUGACAGGGUUGGAUAACCACGAUGGAGCGGCAGCGAACGACGUUGAUAUAGUAGUUAUAGCCAGAUACAGUGAUGCGUUAAGAGCGGUCGUUUUGGACACAGUAACUGAAGGCGGACAGCAACACGUUAUGCAGUCAUGAAGCGGAUUCGCACUGAGCAGAUCCAGUAUGCCGUGACUCAGUACCUGAAGAGGAGGCAGUAUGUGGACACUGACGGCUCCCUGAAAGGAGCCAAGCUCUACCAGUCCCCCGAAGAAAUGGCUGCAAGUCUCACGGUGCAGACAGAGUCAGGAUGUUCCAAUGUCGUUUCUGCUGCACCAUGCCAGUAUGACCCACAGCAGUAUGAGAUUCAGUAUUCCAAGCUCCGCGCCUUCCUGUCAGAAGCAGACAUAUCCUGGGCUAAAGAGGUGAGCAGUGUCCUCUAUCCACUCUUCGUCUACCUCCACCUGGACAUGGUGCGCUUUGGACUGAAGGGGGCUGUGGAUGGUUUUUACAGUCGUUUUCAUGGCGCCUUUCUUCAGGACAGUGAGCAGCGUACCAUCAUAGAGCAGCUCCGCCAUGUCCUCAGUGCACAAGACAUUGUGACCAACCCCAAGCUGAAUGCUUUCUUAGAGCACAAAUAUGUGGUUCACCUGACGGAGCCAGCCUACGGCUACCUGCUGCGUUACCUGCAGAGUGAGGACAACAGCGCCCUCUGUAGGAUCCUCAGUACACACCUGCAGCUGGAGGUCAGUGCCUCGAGGCGGACAGAUUACCAGCUCUAUGGAGCUGCUGGCGGGUCGACAGCUGCUCCAAACUCCACCUCCUCCUGGGCCGGAGUGGAUGGAACAGAGAGUGGUGAUGGGGUGGAGGUCCCAGCAGGGAUCCCACAGAAUGAGGCAGCCCUUGAGGCUCUGCAGGACUGCGUCAAGAAAGUCCGCGAGGGACCACCGUCACUCACCACUGUCUGUUUUUACGCCUUCCACCACACGGAGCAGAUGCUGAACACUGCUGAGGUCUCGGCUGACAGUCGGUUGCUGGCCGGUGGAUUUGACACCUCCACGGUAAAGCUGUGGAGCCUCCGUGCCAGAAAACUCAAGGCCAGACCCCAUCAGGCUGAUGUGUCACACAUCCACCUGGCAUGUGACGUACUGGAGGAGGAAGUAGAUGAAGAGGACAGCUCAGGCAGUGAGAUAAAGACGCUGCGAGGUCACAGUGGCCCAGUAUUUCGUACCGCCUUCCUCACAGACAGCUCCGGCUUGCUCUCGUGCUCUGAGGACACAACCAUCCGCUACUGGGACCUGGGCAGCUUCACCAACACGGUGCUCUACCAGGGGCACGUCUACCCAGUAUGGGAUGUGGACGUCAGCCCCUGCAGCCUUUACUUUGCCAGUUGCUCUCACGACCGCACCGCCCGUCUCUGGACGUUCUCCCGGACAUACCCACUGAGGCUCUAUGCAGGGCAUCUUUCUGAUGUUGACUGUGUGAAAUUCCACCCGAACUCCAACUAUUUAGCCACCGGUUCCACAGACAAGACUGUGCGACUCUGGAGCACCCAGCAGGGGGCGUCUGUUCGCCUUUUCACGGGCCACCGUGGCCCUGUGCUGUCACUCGCUUUCUCACCGAAUGGCAAGUACUUGGCGUCGGCUGGUGAAGACCAGCGGGUGAAGCUGUGGGAUUUGGCAUCUGGGACUUUGUUCAAAGACCUAAGGGGACACACAGAUAGUGUCACCAGCCUGUCCUUUAGUCCGGACAGCAGCCUAGUGGCAUCUUCAUCUAUGGACAACUCAGUGCGGGUGUGGGACAUCCGCAACUCGCACGGUGGGACGUCAGCUGACAGCUCGUCCAGCGAAUUGGUGGGAAUGUACACUGGAAACACCAGCAACGUGCUCAAUGUCCAGUUUAUGGCCUGCAACUUGCUGCUGGUGACGGGAACCGCACAAGAGAAAGCAGAGCAGUAGAUGUAGCCGUCACAUCUGGUGCUCUUUUGGGCGAGAGCUGAAUGUUUCCCUGUGUCUGAAACUCAGGAGCCGAAUCCUGAGAUACAUGUUUUUGUUUUCUGUCCUUCAAAUUUCAUUCUUCAUGAACUGGCUUUUUUUUUUUUUUUUUUUGAAAAUAAAGAAAUAAAUUACCAAAGUGAAUUCACGGUAUGUCAAUAUUGAAGAAUCUCCCAGUUUCUUGUUUAACUGAUGAUCUAAAAAUUGUUACGUUCUGUUUUUCUGUUGUGAUGUAAAUUCAGGAAAUAUUGUUACUGUUGGAAUAACUGACACUAUCAGGCAGCUUUAUCCCAAAAGAAAACUUUAAUAUUUCAAACCUGAGACGUGUACAAUAAAGUGCGUUCAACAUUGCCGGGCUUUCUUUGGGUUAGGCAGCGAGACGAAGCCUAAACCCAAACCCCAUCUGUCACAAUUCUUUAUCAGCUUUCGCUGCUAAUUCAAGCUCUGCUUCUGGUGUUUGACGUGGAUUUUGACUCUUCACACAAUGAACCAAAUGCUACCUUCUGUAGGCAAAAGGAAUAGGGCAGAUAUUAUUUAUUUGUAAAGAAUAUACAAAGCAAAAUGCUGUUACUGCAAAUAAGAAGAAGAAAACCACUCUGUGUGGUCUCAGUGCAGCUGUGCAUUUGUUACGUUUUAAACCAAAUUAAUUACAUUUUUUAAGAAGAGCAUUCAGGUCUGAGGGCGAUGUGGAAAUUGCUGAAGAUCUUUGACAAAAUUAAAUGCAGUGACUGAAUACUCUGACAACCAGAAAUGAAAAUGAAUGAUGUGUAAAAUUUAGUGAAAAUGAGGACCAAACAAAAGUGUGUAUAUAUAUAUAUAUAUAUACACACAUUUUCUUUAUCACUAAUUGAAUCCAUGUUACUUCACAUGGCCAUUUGGCACAGAUUCUUUACACUCAUCAUAGCGUACCUUUGUUCAGUAAAAUGGAUUUCAGUUCAGUCGAAUCCACGUUGUAAUUCUAGUAAAUGGUCAUCAGAAGAGCAUUGAAUAGAACCACCUCCUGCCAAGUUUGUCUUCAGUGCAGUAACUGUAUCAGUGUCUUUGAAGGCAUUAAAGCUUUUUUUACACAGGCAUGCACUUAGUAUGUAGAGUCUGGUAUACUGAGGUGCAUACAUGGGGCCAAAAUGAGUUAGGGUAGCUGGCUAUAAAGCGCCUUGCACCAUAGGUGACAGUGAAAUUUAUUUGCACAUGCUCACAGAGUGUAGUUCUUUUCAGCCACACCCACUUCUGAACCAACUCCAUGUUUGCAUUGUGGCAGAGCAGGAAAUAAGUUCCACGCCGCUCUUACUGGCAGAUUGACACUGAAGGCUGGUAAUGGUAGUUUUGUUCUGCAUUUUUGUCUUAAUUCAGAAAGUUUAAU